Molecule: messenger RNA, 3089 nt
Organism: Orbicella faveolata
Lineage: Eukaryota; Metazoa; Cnidaria; Anthozoa; Scleractinia; Merulinidae
Product: cyclin-F-like
Molecular function (GO): protein binding
Source: RefSeq, a predicted model, not a curated record
UACUCAAUGUUCGGUUUACAAGCCGUUUCUUCCAUCCUUUCGUUAAUUUUUAGGUAGUAUAGAGCACCAUUUUGCUCUGAGGUCCUGUUUUGCUUUUCCUAGUUCCAUUUCAGUUAUUUUCUUCCGUCUUCUGUGGCAAAGCCAUCUAAUUUCAUCUAUACCUCGGAAAAAUGAAGCUUCGAACACGGAUUCCAUCGCGAGCGCGGACAUGUUCACUGCUAGCGCUGCCUGAGGAGGUUGUGCUCCUUAUUUUAAAAUGUCUCACGGCAAACGAACUAAUGGACUUGAGAGUGGUUUGUUCAGGGUUAAAGCAACUGAUUGACGAUUCAUCUAGUCUAUGGCUGUCAGCAUCUUUUCUAGGAGUUUGGCCAUCGCACAAAACUCUGCCUCUUCUUCAGAGGGCAGCUAAUCUAGGAAAUCCUGAGGCUCUUAUAAAGCUUGGACUUGCUCAUUUGUAUAACGAAGGAAUUUCAGAAAAUGGGGAGAAGGGCGUCAAUGCAAAAGAAAAUGGUCGUCUUGCUGCAGAAUUCUUCUUUAAAGCUGAAUGCACUAUUCAAAAUGGUGCACCAUUCACUUGGUUUUUUGUACGCCCUCCUUGGGCUCCAUCUGGUGUGUGCUGUAAAUCCUGUGUCUUUAAUAGUAUGGUGGAACUUUGUUCAGAUUCAGAGGUUAAUAAGUCAAUGUUGUACUGUGUGGGGAAAAUCCUUAGUUUACAUGAGGAUGAGAAGAAAAAGGAAGAAAGCCUGCAUUGGCUAACAAACGCUGCAGGCCAAGGAUCUUGCCAAGCAGCCUUUGAUCUCUGGAAGAUGCGAUUUUGUGAGGGUCCAAUAGAACCUUACUCACGACUGGAGAGACUCAGGGAACUGCGGGACUGUGCAACAGCUGGCCAUCAAGAUGCUCAACUGACUCUCGCUCUUGAAUACGCCAAAGGAAACCUGGGAGGGGUCAAUAAAACACAAGUAGCAGAGUUUAUCUCACAGUUUGUGUCAAGAUCAAAACCACUCAACAAUCACAAGCUCUUUAGUUUUCAAACAGAACUCAACAGCACCAUGAGGUAUAUCUUGGUUGACUGGCUUGUAGAAGUUGCUAUUAUGAAGGAUUUUCCAAGCCAGAUUGUUCAUAUUGCUGUGAACUGCGUUGACCAGUAUUUAAUGAGACGUAAAGUCCAGCGAUCUGAACUGCAGCUCCUUGGAAUCACAUGCAUGUUAAUAGCUGCAAGGUUUCAAGGCAAAGACAUUGUCACAAUAAGAGAGGCUGCUUGGUUAACUGAUGGCACAUAUAAAUAUGAGGAAGUAGUUAGAAUGAUGGGUGAAGUGAUGUCCUGUAUCAAGGGUCAAGUCCGAGUCCUUACCAUACCAGAUUUUCUAAAGCUUUUUUGCUCCCUUGCAGCAGUCAGUCAAAAGACUGAUUGUAUUGCAGGAUAUGUAGCAGAUUUAUCCAUCUUACACACUGAAUGUGGAAGGUAUUCUCCGGCUUUGAUGGCUGCAUCCUCUGUUCUUUUAGCAAACUCAGUUCAAGAAAUGGAGACGCCAUGGCCACUGCACAUGCAUGAGAUAACUGGCUUUAGUCUUGCAGAUCUUUUAGACUGUACUCUUCAUUUACAUCAACAAUGUCUUCUUGAUGAAAACCCUGUAGACCACAGAAAUGUGAAAUUAAAAGCUAUUAAAGAAAGGUACUCUGAUGAGCGUUUCUUGAAAGUCAGCCAAAUAAUGGUACCUGGCCGUGAAGAAUUACGUCAAUAUCUCCUUCCCAAGGUCUUGCAGUGUGAUUCGAUCGGUGAUAUGCGAUCCCUACGUGGUCAGCCAGCGGCAAGGCAUUCUAGUCAUGCGCAUCACCUCACUGCUGACGACAGCAUUUUGAAUACUAGUAUCGGCAGUUUGUCCGAGAGUGGUUAUGAAGGAGACAUGGAGGAUGAAGGCGACUUGAAUGUUGAUGAGGAACUCUGUAGCGAACUAGCUGAUGACCAGCAUGGCGUGUUAAACAAGCAAUCUAGAGACUCUUCCUUCCUGAACUGGGAGGAAUUUUCAAGGACGAGUUCCACACCGAGCAUUCUCCACCCAGCUGGUACUCACAGCGGGUUUGAUUUAGAAGUGCAAGACAUGGACACGGAUUCGGAACCCGUGCCAAUGGACAAUGGCAUUCACAGCGCCAGCGAGCUUUGUGUGCCAGUUGUUAUGGAAGCUGAUGAUAAUAUGGAGUUAGGAGAGGGCUGUGCUAAGCCAUUAGAUUCAAGCUUGCGUAGUAGGCAACCUCUAAGACCUAUUGAAAACAAUAACAAUCUCUCCUUCAGAGACCCCAUUUCUUUGAAGUCUCAGCGGAGGAUUUCAGCGUGGAGUAGAACAGUCACCCAUUGAACUUUCAGAAGUCUCAGCUAGCUCUCUUUUUCCUUGUAACAAAGUUGUUCUUUCAUGGCAGAACUUAGCAAACUUUACAGUUGUUUCUUGUCUUAGGCUUAGUUUCAAGCGUUGCAAAAUGUUCUAGACACCAGAAUAAGAACGCAUUUAGGAACCUUAAUAUAUCGAUUAUCUGUGUUUUAUCGUGACGCUUUUCAGCUUAAUGUCAUUGAUUCUAAAAUGAUACUUUUGUGAAUAAUUCGCGACAAUGAAAGAUAUUCUGUAUAUAUUCAACCGGAAAGCAUACUAUACAUACAUAGGUAUAUUUUACGUCUUAUUUUUUCUUGGCUUUGUAAUCUGGUAAAACCACCAUCUUUGAUUAGAAAGCUGAGAAGAAUUAUGGCGAGGUUAAAUGUGCCAUUGCCCAUAUUUAUACAGAGCAAAAAUGAAGAAAGUUUGCGUGGUAUAUUCUUAAAUACAAAUUGUUGUUUAGUGAAAAAGCCUUCUUUGGAAGUUGGAAGGCGAACAUAUAACCAUAUGCUUUAAAUUGAACGCAUUCGAAGCGUUGAAGCUAAAAUAAAAUUCCUGGAAGUUAUUUGAAAGACUGAUUUUCUGGUUUCUUAGCGCUACAUAGUGUAAACGGUAGCGUCGCCCAGAGUUGUUUCGCUAUUCUCGUAUGGUUGAAAGUUUAAUAAAUGUUUUACAAGAGAUUGUAAGUAAGCCUACCGUACUGGAGAGUAAAACAUUGACUAUCUC